GUGUACAAAUCGCGGAAGAUUGGUCGCAUCCUGGCCGUGGACCGCCUGUGCCUGGGCGUGCGUCCUGGCGAGUGCUUCGGCCUCCUGGGCGUCAACGGCGCGGGGAAGACCAGCACUUUCAAGAUGCUGACAGGGGACGAGAGCACGACGGGGGGCGAGGCCUUCGUCAACGGGCACAGCGUCCUCAAGGAGCUCCUCCAGGUGCAGCAGAGCCUGGGCUACUGCCCGCAAUUCGACGCCCUGUUCGACGAGCUCACGGCCCGCGAGCACCUGCAGCUGUACACGAGGCUCCGGGGCAUCCCCUGGAAGGACGAGGCGCGGGUGGUGAAAUGGGCCCUGGAGAAGCUGGAGCUGACCAAGUAUGCCGACAAGCCUGCCGGCACCUACAGUGGAGGGAACAAGCGGAAGCUGUCAACAGCCAUCGCUCUGAUCGGGUACCCAGCCUUCAUCUUUCUGGACGAGCCUACCACAGGCAUGGACCCCAAGGCUCGGCGCUUCCUCUGGAACCUCAUCUUGGACCUCAUCAAGACGGGGCGCUCGGUGGUGCUGACUUCACACAGCAUGGAGGAGUGUGAGGCGCUGUGCACGCGGCUGGCCAUCAUGGUGAACGGACGUCUGCGCUGUCUGGGCAGCAUCCAGCAUCUGAAGAACCGGUUUGGGGAUGGUUACAUGAUCACGGUGAGGACCAAGAGCAGCCAGAACGUGAAGGACGUGGUGCGGUUCUUCAACAGGAACUUCCCGGAGGCCAUCCUCAAGGAGCGGCACCACACGAAGGUGCAGUACCAGCUCAAGUCCGCGCACAUCUCGCUGGCGCAGGUGUUCAGCAAAAUGGAGCAGGUGGUGGGCGUGCUGGGCGUCGAGGACUACUCGGUCAGCCAGACCACCCUGGACAACGUGUUCGUGAACUUCGCCAAGAAGCAGAGCGACAACCUGGAGCAGCAGGAGACGGAGCCCCCCUCGGGGCUGCAGUCCCCGCUGGGCCGCCUGCUCAGCCUGUUCCGGCCGCGGCCUCCCCCCACUGAGCUGCGGGCGCUAGUGGCCGACGAGCCCGAGGACCUGGACACGGAGGAUGAGGGCCUCAUCAGCUUCGAGGAGGAGCGGCCCGCCUGUUGCUGUCCACCAGGCCCAGCUCUCCUUCAACACGGACACUCUCUGCUGACCGCCGGAGCUGGGUCGAGGUUACGCAGUGGGAACAGAAGUCAGGCGGUGGCUGAGGUCCCACAUGUGCCCCCCUUCCUUCCCCAUGCCCACCUGCCAGGCCCUGGAAUGGGCGGUCCAGGACCAAGGGCUUCAUCCUCCUCCAGCCCUGCCCCCUCGGCCACCGCACCGCCCUCCCCUCGUUGUGCCAAAGGCUGGCCCAGCCCCGGGCUGCGUACACCCUCACCCUGCUCUGCCUUAAAGCCUUGCGGUCUGGCUGGCCCCUGGCCUCUGCCCUUGCCUAGCUCUGCCCACCACUCCCAGGGCCGAGGGGUGCCCCGGGCUGCCAGGACCGCCCGAACUCUCCUGGCGGGACCUGGCCUCCCCAUGGGCUGAGCUCUUACACCCAGUUUGGAUGGUGGCUGCUGCCAGCCUUGGGCUGAGGUGAGGGGUGGGUUCGGCCCCACCCAAGGCGCCUAUUUAUUUUGCUUUAGGAUAAGGCUCCCUCACCCUGGCUUCCCGCAGGGAGGCUGCCAGGGGUGGUGGGCCAGGAAGCAGGAACGGAGACGCUGGCCCCACCGGCCAGGUGAGGGGCCUGACCACCCUCCCUACCCCUCCUGCUGGCAUUGCCCUCCCCCCAGCUUGGCCCCCUGUCCUCCCACCUGGGAGCCAGACCUGUACAUAGAGCACAGAUGUUUGUUUUAAAUAAACAGAAAAGUCCAUGCAAGCC
This is a messenger RNA of Capra hircus (goat), 1867 nucleotides long. RefSeq names its product ATP-binding cassette sub-family A member 2-like. The record is from RefSeq and is a predicted model, not a curated record. Gene Ontology annotation, biological process: lipid transport; transmembrane transport. Lineage: Eukaryota; Metazoa; Chordata; Mammalia; Artiodactyla; Bovidae. Gene Ontology annotation, molecular function: ATP hydrolysis activity; ABC-type transporter activity; lipid carrier activity. Gene Ontology annotation, cellular component: intracellular membrane-bounded organelle; membrane.